Molecule: messenger RNA, 976 nt
Organism: Cryphonectria parasitica EP155
Lineage: Eukaryota; Fungi; Ascomycota; Sordariomycetes; Diaporthales; Cryphonectriaceae
Product: alpha/beta-hydrolase
Exons: 2
Coding region: 1-759 (252 amino acids)
Source: RefSeq, a predicted model, not a curated record
AUGUCCGACUCUGCAGCUGCCCCCGUCUUCGUCCUGGCGCCUGGCGCCUGGCACACGCCCGACUGCUUCCAGCUUAUCCAGGAUCGAAUUCAUGCAAAGGGCUACUGGACAAAAGCCGUGGCAUAUCCGUCUGUGGGCGCCGAGCCGCCGAACAAGGGUCUCUUUGACGAUGUGGCUGCUGUGCGUGCCGAGAUCCAGGCACUGGCGGACCAGGGGCGGCAGGUCAUAGUUGUGGUCCACUCGUAUGGAGGCCUGGUCGGUGCCGAGGCCGUCAAGGGUCUUGGGUUCAAGCAGCGCAAGGCGGAGGGCAAGGAGGGCGGUGUUACGCUGCUUGUGUAUCUGUCUGCUUUUGUCACGCCCAAGGGCAUGAGCAUCAUCAAGAUGUUGGGCGGCAACCCUCUGCCCUGGAUGGACUUCCAGGGUGAGCGUGUCUUUGCCAGGACACCUGAGGAGAUCUUUUACCACGACGUGCCCGCCGACCUGCAGAAGGGAGCCAUCUCCAAGCUCAAGCACCAGUCCGCAGCCGUGUUUACUGAUGAGGUCACCUACCAGCCCUGGGAGGAUAUUGAGUGUAUGUAUAUGUUCUGCGACGACGACCGGGCUCUGUUGCCUGUUAUCCAGAGGCAGCUCGCUCCGAUGCUGGGCGAGAACGCCAUCACGUACACUUGCAAGGGAUCUCAUUCUCCCUUCCUGUCUGAGCCGGACAAUGUCGUGGAGGGUCUGCUUCAUGGUGCCACCGAGGUCCAGAAGAGACUCUAAGGAAGCGGAUAUUCGUGUGUCUCGAGCCGAUGGUUCUCAUUUGGAUGAACGAGACAGAGAGAGGAACGAAAAUCAUUAGUCUUUCGAGACUGUGCGUCUUGCCACGGAAACCUACCGUCAGUUGACGUGCCAUUCAGUUGGAGGAAUAUUGAGACGGCCGUAUACAUACAUACAUGUAUAUAUAUAAGACAAAUACAUAGAAAUGCGUUGCUUACAC